AUGAAAAGUUAUCGACGUUACCUCUACUAUAAUAUAUUAUCAUUUCUAUUAUUAUGCAGUUCCGUGGUACUUGCAAAACAAGAUGAGGCCCCAUUCUUUGGAGGUACUUCUUCGAAAAAGUCGCGCCUAUCUGCACAAGAUAAGGGCAAUGAUACGUGCCUGCCAUGUUUCAAUUGUAUGCUACCUAUUUUUGAAUGCAAACAGUUUUCUGAAUGCAAUUCGUAUACUGGUAGAUGUGAGUGUAUAGAAGGUUUUGCAGGUGACGAUUGUUCUCUUCCUCUGUGUGGCGGUCUAUCGCCGGAUGAAAGCGGUAAUAAGGACCGUCCCAUAAGAGCACAAAACAACACCUGUCAUUGCGAUGCCGGAUGGGGCGGAAUUAAUUGUGACGUUUGUCAAGAAGAUUUUGUUUGUGAUGCGUUCAUGCCCGAUUCUAGUAUUAAGGGGACAUGUUAUAAGAAUGGUAUGAUUGUAAAUAAAGUUUUUUCAGGCUGUAAUGUGACCAAUGAAAAAAUUUUACAGAUUUUAAAUGGCAAAAUACCACAAAUUACGUUUGCUUGUGAUAAACCUAACCAAGAAUGUAAUUUUCAGUUUUGGAUAGAUCAGUUAGAAAGCUUCUAUUGUGGAUUGGGCGAUUGUGCUUUUGAAUACGAUUUGGAACAGAAUACCUCCCAUUAUAAGUGUAAUGAUGUUCAAUGCAAGUGUGUUCCCGACACCAUGUUGUGUGGCGCUAAGGGGUCUAUUGAUAUCUCAGAUUUCUUGACAGAGACUAUAAAAGGGCCAGGGGAUUUCAGUUGUGACUUGGAAACAAGACAAUGUAAAUUCAGUGAACCUUCUAUGAAUGAUUUAAUCUUAACCAUUUUCGGUGACCCCUAUAUUACUUUGAAGUGUGAAUCUGGUGAAUGUGUUCAUUAUAGCGAGAUUCCGGGUUACAAAUCUCCUUCAAAAGAUCCAACAGCAUCAUGGCAGGGAAAAUUGGUGUUGGCAUUGACUGCUGUGAUGGUCUUGGCGCUUUUUACAUUCGCUACGUUUUACAUUUCUAAAUCUCCGUUAUUUAGAAACGGAAUGGGUUCCUCAAAGUCUCCCAUUCGUUUGCCGGAUGAAGAUGCGGUAAAUAAUUUCUUACAAAAUGAAGAUGACACACUGGCGACGUUAAGUUUUGAAAAUAUCACUUAUAGUGUCCCCUCAAUAAACUCUGAUGGCGUUGAAGAAACAGUGUUAAAUGAAAUUAGUGGUAUUGUAAAGCCUGGCCAAAUAUUAGCUAUCAUGGGUGGAUCUGGUGCAGGUAAAACCACUUUAUUAGACAUCCUAGCAAUGAAAAGGAAAACUGGCCAUGUUUCUGGUACCAUAAAAGUUAACGGUAUUAGUAUGGACCGUAAAUCCUUCUCGAAAAUAAUCGGGUUCGUCGACCAAGAUGACUUUUUGUUGCCUACUUUGACUGUUUUUGAAACUGUCUUAAACAGUGCGCUGUUAAGGUUGCCAAAAGUGUUAUCAUUUGAGGCCAAGAAGGCACGAGUUUAUAAAGUGUUGGAAGAACUAAGAAUUAUUGACAUCAAAGAUCGUAUUAUUGGUAAUGAAUUUGAUCGCGGUAUUAGUGGAGGUGAAAAACGUCGAGUUUCUAUUGCAUGCGAAUUAGUGACAUCUCCAUUGGUCUUAUUUUUGGAUGAACCCACAUCCGGCUUGGAUGCUAGUAACGCUAAUAAUGUUAUUGAAUGUUUAGUGAGGUUAUCCAGCGACUAUAAUAGAACUUUAGUGCUAUCUAUUCAUCAGCCGAGGUCAAAUAUAUUUUAUUUAUUCGAUAAACUGGUCCUAUUAAGUAAAGGUGAGAUGGUCUAUUCCGGAAAUGCCAAGAAAGUGUCAGAAUUUUUGAGAAAUGAGGGUUAUAUUUGUCCGGACAACUAUAAUAUUGCGGAUUAUUUGAUUGAUAUUACUUUUGAAGCUGGACCUCAGGGGAAAAGGAGAAGAAUCAGAAACAUUUCCGAUCUAGAAGCUGGUGCGGAUGCUAAUGAUAUUGAUAAUACCAUACACCAGACAACAUUCACUAGCAGUGAUGGUACUACGCAGAGAGAGUGGGCCCAUCUCGCAGCUCAUAGAGAUGAGAUUAGAUCUUUGCUUAGAGAUGAAGAAGAUGUGGAAGGAACAGAUGGAAGACGAGGCACUACUGAGAUUGACUUGAAUACCAAGCUAUUACACGAUAAGUACAAAGAUAGUGUUUAUUAUGCGGAGCUUACACAGGAGAUCGAGGAAGUUUUAAGCGAAGGUGACGAAGACAGUAACGUUUUGAGUGGAGAUUUGCCCACAGGUCAAGAAUCUGCUGGUUUUCUGCAACAGUUAUCGAUAUUGAAUUCAAGAAGUUUCAAAAACAUGUACAGGAACCCUAAACUAUUAUUGGGUAAUUACUUAUUAACGAUCCUAUUGAGUUUAUUCUUGGGAACGUUAUACUACAAUGUCUCCAAUGAUAUCAGCGGGUUUCAGAACAGAAUGGGACUGUUUUUCUUCAUAUUGACGUACUUCGGUUUUGUUACAUUCACAGGCCUCAGUUCAUUUGCCCUGGAAAGAAUCAUUUUCAUAAAAGAGAGAUCCAAUAACUAUUAUUCGCCAUUUGCAUACUACAUCAGUAAGAUAAUGAGUGAAGUGGUUCCGUUACGUGUAGUACCACCUAUACUCUUGUCGUUAAUUGUUUAUCCAAUGACUGGCUUAAACAUGAAAGACAAUGCCUUUUUCAAAUGUAUCGGGAUCCUUAUAUUGUUUAACCUUGGAAUAUCGUUGGAAAUCCUCACCAUCGGCAUAAUUUUUGAAGACUUGAACAACUCUAUUAUAUUAAGUGUGUUGGUGCUUCUGGGUUCGCUACUAUUCAGCGGACUGUUUAUCAACACUAAGAAUAUUACAAACGUGGCCUUCAAGUAUCUGAAAAAUUUCUCUGUGUUCUACUACGCCUACGAAUCUUUAUUGAUCAAUGAAGUUAAAACGUUGAUGUUAAAAGAGAGAAAGUACGGUUUAAAUAUUGAGGUUCCCGGCGCUACUAUCUUAAGCACAUUCGGAUUUGUUGUCCAGAAUCUUGUUUUUGACAUCAAGAUCUUGGCUCUGUUUAAUGUGGCGUUUCUAAUAAUGGGGUAUCUAGCCCUUAAGUGGAUAGUUGUGGAACAAAAGUAG
Messenger RNA from Saccharomyces paradoxus, 3150 nucleotides. RefSeq names its product putative ATP-dependent permease ADP1 (gene ADP1). Gene Ontology annotation, molecular function: ABC-type transporter activity; ATP binding; ATP hydrolysis activity. The coding region runs from base 1 to 3150 and encodes 1049 amino acids. The transcript has a single exon. Lineage: Eukaryota; Fungi; Ascomycota; Saccharomycetes; Saccharomycetales; Saccharomycetaceae. Gene Ontology annotation, cellular component: membrane. The record is from RefSeq and is a predicted model, not a curated record.